GCUGGAGGUGCCAGAGCGGUUCGCUCACCUGUGGACGGCGGGGGUUUGUAGUUGUGUUGGCAGGAGGCUCUCGGUGUUUGUGGGAGUGGGAAAGGAAUGCAUGACAGCUGUUGAAUACCCCGGUGCAGACUGCGAGCGAGCGAGGGAGGGAGGGAGGACGGCCAAGGUUGGGAAGAGGAGAUCAUCGGGUGCCGAGUUGAGGACAGCGCUUUGCUUUGGGAGUGGGAGGUGCCCGAUAUGGCUGAUGGAGCGGCACCCAUUUGUCAUCUACGGCUGGAGUGGGUCUAUGGCUACCGGGGACACCAGUGCCGAAACAACCUCUACUAUACUGCUUCCAAGGAAAUCGUUUAUUUCGUUGCAGGUGUUGGGGUGGUUUAUAACACACGGGAGCAUAAACAAAAAUUCUUUCUGGGUCAUAACGAUGAUGUAAUCAGUUUAGCACUUCAUCCAGAACGAACUUUAGUCGCAACAGGGCAAGUGGGAAAGGAGCCGCAUAUAUGUGUAUGGGAUACCUACAAUGUACAGACAAUAUCCAUUUUGAAGGAUGUUCACACACAUGGAAUAGCCUGUUUAGCAUUUGAUCAUGAUGGGCAGCGUUUGGCAUCCAUUGGCCUGGAUUCCAAAAACACUAUUUGUGUCUGGGAUUGGAAGAAAGGAAGAGUUCUGGCAACUGCCCCAGGACACACAGAUAGGAUAUUUGAUAUUUCUUGGGAUUUGCACCAGCCAAACAAAAUGAUCAGCUGUGGUGUAAAACACAUCAAGUUUUGGAAUUUAUGUGGGAACACCUUAUCAGCAAAGCGGGGUGUAUUUGGCAAAACUGGAGAGUUCCAGACUAUUUUGUGCCUAGCCUGCGCACGAGAUGAGAUUACUUAUUCAGGAGCAUUAAACGGUGACAUUUAUGUCUGGAAAGGGAUUAAUCUUGUGCGAACUAUCCACAACGCUCAUGGAUCAGGAAUCUUCAGUAUGAAUGCCUGUGAGGAGGGAUUUGCUACAGGAGGUCGUGAUGGUUGUGUUCGCCUUUGGGAUUUAAGUUUCCAGCCUAUCACUUUAAUAGAUCUCAGGGAAACUGAUCAAGGAUACAGAGGUCUCUCGGUGAGGAGCGUAUGUUGGCAAGGAGAUCACAUUUUAGUUGGCACACAAGACAGUGAGAUCUUUGAAAUUGUAGUUCAUGAACGUAACAAGCCUUUCCUGAUUAUGCAAGGCCACUGUGAAGGAGAGCUCUGGGCCUUGGCAGCACAUCCAACAAAGCCAUUGGCAAUAACUGGGAGUGAUGAUCGAUCUGUUAGGAUAUGGAGUCUAAUUGAUCAUGCUCUGAUUGCUCGAUGCAAUAUGCAGGAACCAAUCCGUUGUGUUGCUGUGAGUUCCGAUGGCAUUCAUCUUGCUCUAGGUAUGAAGGAUGGCUCUUUCACUGUACUACGGAUCAGAGAUAUGACUGAAGUCGUUCACAUAAAAGAUAGGAAAGAAGCAAUUCAUGAGUUAAAAUAUUCUCCUGAUGGAGCAUAUUUGGCAGUGGGAUCAAAUGAUAACUCUAUUGAUAUCUAUGGAGUUCUGCAGCGAUAUAAAAAAGUUGGCGAGUGUGUUGGAUCUUUGAACUUCAUCACACACAUGGAUUGGUCAACUGAUAGUAAAUACUUACAAACCAAUGAUGGUUCUGGAAAAAGACUGUUUUACAGCAUGCCAUAUGGUAAAGAAAUUACCAAUAAAGAAGAAAUAAAGAACGUUCAAUGGGCAACUUGGACAUGUGUAUUGGGUCCAGAGGUGAAUGGUAUAUGGCCAAAAUAUUUAGAUGUUAAUGAUAUCAAUUCAGUGGAUGCAAAUUUCAAUGAUCAAGUUCUAGUUACUGCAGAUGACUAUGGAUUAGUAAAGCUUUUUCGAUAUCCUAGUUUUAAAAAAGGAGCAAAAUUUAAGAAAUACAUGGGUCAUUCAGCACAUGUGACCAAUGUGCGUUGGUCUUAUGAUUAUCAAUGGGUUAUUUCUAUUGGUGGAGCAGAUCAUUCAGUUUUCCAGUGGCAAUUUAUACCUGAAAGAAAGUCAAAAGAAUUUCUUCAAAUUGUAAUUCAAGAAAGUUUUGCCGACUCCAAUAGUGACCUCUCUGAUUCGGAUCAGUCUGAUGUGCCAGAACUUGAUUCUGAAAUUGAGCAAGAGAUACAGAUUAGUUAUCAUCGGCAGAUUUACAAAGAAGACCUACCUCAGCUUAAAGAGAAAUGUAAAGAAAAACGUCAAGAAGCAACGGCAAAGAAACGUGACAAAGCUCCCGACAGCAGUCUGCGCUUACAUUUUGUUCACGGUUACAGGGGCUAUGACUGCAGGAAUAAUCUAUUUUACACUCAAAAUGGAGAAAUUGUAUACCACGUUGCAGCUGUUGGAAUAGUGUACAAUCGUCAGCAGAAUAUGCAACGAUUCUACCUUGGCCAUGAUGAUGACAUUGUCUGUCUUGCAAUUCACCCUUUAAAGGAUUAUAUAUCAACAGGCCAGGUGAGCCGUGAUUCUGCAAUUCAUAUCUGGGAUGUGGAGGUAUUGAAACCACUGUCAAUUUUAAGGGGACAUCACCAGUUUGGGGUUUGUGCAGUUGAUUUUUCAGCGGAUGGAAAACGUCUGGCAUCAGUAGGGCUGGAUGAAAAUCACACAAUAGUUCUCUGGGAUUGGAAGAAGGGAGAAAAACUUUCUUCAGUAAGAGGAAGUGCAGAGAAGAUUUUUGUUGUCAAGUUGAAUCCCUAUAUACCAGACAAGUUGGUAACAGCUGGAAUAAAACACAUCAAGUUCUGGCAGCGAGCAGGAGGCGGACUGACAGGAAGAAAAGGCUGUUUUGGAAGUCUACAGAAGACUGAAACCAUAAUGUGUGUGGUAUAUGGUUGGACAGAUGAAAUGGUUUUCUCGGGUACUUCUGCUGGUGAUGUCUGUAUAUGGAAAGACAUGUUCAUUGUUAAACGAGUAAAAGCCCAUGAUGGACCAGUAUUCAGCAUGCAAGCACUGGAAAAAGGCUUUGUCACUGGUGGAAAAGAUGGUGUCGUCGUGCUCUGGGAUGAUACUUUUGACAGAUAUCUGAAAACGUACUGUGUCAAACGUUCUGCACUCGCCUCUGGCUCUAAAGGUCUGUUAAUAGAAGACAACCCUUCAAUUCGUGCUGUAACCUUAGGCCAUGGCCAUGUUCUCGUGGGUACAAAGAAUGGAGAAAUAUUAGAAAUCGAGAAAAGUGGUCCCAUAACAUUAUUAGUUCAGGGUCACAUGGAGGGUGAAGUAUGGGGAUUGGCUGUUCAUCCCCAUUUACCUCUUUGUGCUACUGUUAGUGACGAUAAAACUCUGAGAAUUUGGGAUCUCUCCCCUAGCCACUGUAUGCUGGCUGUGCGUAAACUAAGAAAAGGUGGCCGGUGUUGUUGCUUCUCUCCCGACGGGAAAUCUCUCGCUGUUGGCCUGAACGAUGGAAGUUUUCUGAUUGUGAAUCCAGACACUCUUGAAGAUCUUGUUUCAUUCCACCACAGAAAAGAGCACAUUUCUGAUAUUAGAUUUUCACCAGGUCAUGGGAAGUACUUAGCUGUAGCAUCUCAUGAUAACUUUGUAGACAUCUACAAUAUAAUGAAUAGCAAACGAGUUGGAAUUUGCAGAAGAGCUUCCAGCUAUAUAACACAUUUGGACUGGGAUAGAAGAGGUAAACUUUUACAAGUCAAUACUGGUGCUAAAGAACAGCUGUUCUUUGAAGCUCCCCGUGGGAAACCCCAGAUAAUAAAUAAGGCAGAGGUUGAGAAAAUUGAUUGGGCAUCUUGGACUUGUGUCUUGGGUCCUUCAUGUGAAGGUAUCUGGCCUAUGGUUAGCGAUGUCACUGAUGUAACCACAUCCUGUCUUACUGGUAACAAAAAAGUGCUUGUCACAGGGGAUGACUUCGGAUUUGUGAAGUUGUUCCGAUACCCAGUGAAGGCAAAAUAUGGAAAGUUCAAAAGAUACAUUGCUCAUAGCACACACGUAACGAAUGUUCGCUGGGCACAUAAUGACAGUUUGCUCAUUACGAUUGGUGGAGCAGAUACAUCAGUGAUGAUCUGGACACAUGAAGUGGAUGGUCACAAACAGAGCAGACAGUAUGAAAGUGAGGAGUCUGAUUUUGAUUCUGAUGAAGAUGGAGGUUAUGACAGUGAUGUUGCCCGGGAAAAUGAUAUCAAUUACACCAUUAGGGCCUUUGCAACAAAUCUCCGGCCGAUGUCUGGAAUCAAGCCUCAUCUACAACAGAAGGAGCCUUCCCUAGAAGAAAGUUUGAUGACAUCAUUUAAUAAUAUAUUACAUUUAUUUUUGGCUGCGGCUGUCCUGUCAAGGGGUUCGAGACCACCUGUUAGUAGGGCUCUGCCUCAGCCUGAGAAACUACAAACCAAUAAUCUUGGGAAGAAAAAGAAACCUAUUGAGGACCUCACACUGGUUUUGGCAUUUGGAUAUCGUGGUAAUGAUUGCAGAAACAAUGUACAUUAUUUAAAUGAUGGUAUCGAUAUCAUUUAUCACACAGCAUCGGUUGGAAUUGUCCACAACAUUGCCACAGGUAUUCAGUCUUUUUAUCUUGAACAUACAGAUGACAUCCUGUGUCUAACAGUUAACCAGCAUCCCAAAUUUCAGAGGAUAAUUGCAACAGGACAAGUAGGUGAUUCUGCUGACAAAGCAGGUACUUCCCCACUGAUUCAUGUCUGGGAUGCCACAACCAAGCAAACUUUCUCAGUGCUGCGCUGUUGCCAUUCAAAAGGAGUUUGCUGUGUCAGUUUCAGUGCCACAGGCAAACUCCUCCUCUCAGUUGGAUUAGAUUCUCAAUAUACCAUCACCGUCUGGAGAUGGCAAGAAGGUACCAAAGUUGCCAGUAGAAGUGGUCACACCAAGAGAAUUUUUGUUGCAGAAUUUAGGCCGGAUUCAGACAGCCAGUUUGUGUCAGUGGGUGUGAAACAUGUUCGGUUUUGGACGAUUGCUGGUAAAGCCUUGCUGAGCAAAAAAGGCAACUUAAAUUCAGUUGAAGAUGCCAGGUUACAAACAAUGCUUGCUGUAGCUUUUGGAGCUAAUAAUUUGACGUUUACAGGUACCAUCAGCGGAGAUGUUUAUGUUUGGAGGGAACAUCUUUUAAUCCGAAUUGUAGCCAAAGCGCAUAAUGGACCUGUAUUUACAAUGUAUACAACAUUACGAGAUGGCCUGAUAGUAACUGGAGGCAAAGAAAGACCCUCCAAGGAAGGCGGAGCGGUGAAACUGUGGGAUCAAGAACUGAGGCGAUGCCGUGCUUUCAGACUGGAAACUGGCCAGACAAUGGACAUUGUGCGUUCAGUCUGCAGAUGCAAGGGAAAAAUUCUGGUUGGAACGAGAAAUGCAGAGAUCAUCGAGGUUGGUGAGAAGAACGCAGUAUGCAACAUUUUAAUUAACAAUCACAUGGAUGGACCAAUCUGGGGUCUUUCGACUCAUCCUAUUAAAGAUAUCUUUCUGUCUGCAGCAGAAGAUGGGACUGUUAGAUUAUGGGACAUUACUGAAAAGAAGAUGCUGAAUAAAGUAAACUUGGGUCAUCCUGCUCAAACAGUUGCCUACAGUCCAGAAGGAGAAAUGGUAGCAAUUGGUAUGAAAAAUGGCGAGUUCAUCAUUCUUGUGGUAACAUCACUAACAAUCUGGGGCAAGAAACGAGACAGAAGAUCUGCCAUUCAAGAUAUCAAGUUCAGCCCAAGCUCUCAAUAUUUGGCUGUGGGAACAUGUGAAAAUGUCAUAGACUUUUAUGACCUAAGAUUAGGACCUGCAUUAAAUCGAAUCAGCUAUUGUAAAGAUAUUGGCAGCUUUGUUAUCCAAAUAGACUUCUCAGCGGACAGCAAUUAUAUCCAGGUUUCUACUGGAUCUUAUAAACGACUGGUGUAUGAGGUGCCUUCAGGAAAACAAGUUAAAGAACAAUCUCGGAUUGACAAAAUAACUUGGGCUACUUGGACCAGUAUCCUAGGUGACGAAGUCAUUGGAAUUUGGUCUCGAAAUCUUGAUAAAGCUGAUGUGAAUUGUGCCUGUGUCUCUCACUCGGGACUCAACAUUGUAACAGGAGAUGAUUUUGGAAUGGUGAAACUCUUUGACUUUCCCUGCACAGAGAAAUUUGCAAAACACAAGAAGUAUCUGGGUCACUCUACUCAGAUCACCAACAUAAAGUUUACAAGUGGAGAUCGAUAUGUUGUCAGUGCAGGAGGACAGGAUUGUAGUGUGUUUGUCUGGAAGUGUCUAUGAAAAUAAUGAUUAAUCAAAAGAACACGACACGGAGCCUGGAUCAUAAGCAGAAUUGAGAAAGUUCAGUUCAAUGGAAAGAAAUAUUUGAAGAACUCUAGGCUUUAUUAAAAAGGCAGCUAAUACUUUCUGCAAGCUUAAACUAGGAAGGCAAUUUGGUAAAUGAUUUUAAGCUAUUUUUGUUUUAAGGCAUUUUAUCAGAUUUUCUACUGCACAGUGUUCAAAUCACAUCUUGAACUUUAGGCAUAGCUUGUAUUCUAACUUUAAUGCUGACUUACAAAUUACUUUGACCAUUUUACAUCUAUGGUCCUGUUGUCAAGGACAGAAUUUCUAAACAAUCAUGUGGCAAUGCCAUGAAAAUGGUUAAUUGAGUUCUAUCAAUACACGAAGUUAAUAUUGUAAGUGCACUGCUAAAUGUAACACAAACUCAAUAUCUCAAAUCUUGUGCUGUAGCUGAUUUGGUAAGCAGCCUUAGGACAUUUAUAGUAAACUUAUGCUUUCAAACUUUUUUUCCAGUGCUGUUGUGGGCUUCAUCUUGAAUGUACCAGUUGAAUAACCUUUCAAAUGGGGGGGAGAAAAAGCUGAAGCAAGCAUGCCAAAACAUACUAUGCACUAUUGUACCAAUCACUGUGGCUACCUGAACAAUACUUUUGGUUCAGUGUAAUAUGUUUAAUUUUUAACUUGUAUCUUUUAGAUUUUUCAGGUGUCAAAUUUGUGAUUCUGCAGAUUAUAAUUUUUGCAUUGAUAUAAAUAUAUAUAUAUAAAUAAAAUGUAGCUUUUUGACAUAUAGUAAAUGUGUAAUACUUUGACUUACAACCUGGGUUGAUAUACACUGUACUUAUGUUUUUCAAAUUAAUAGAAUCACAAAAUACUGAAUUUUUUUACUUGAGUCAGUUUGCGAAUGAUAACUUAAUGUAAAAUUCCCCAUAAGUAAAACUAAAUACAUGUAGUUAACUCCAAAUAGUUUAUUUGGUGAUGAUUGAAGUCUGUACAAAAGGAUUUUCAAGUGAAUUGUCAAGAUAGAAAUUUUACUGAAAUGAAUAGUCUUUGUUCCAGUGCUUACGCUGGAGCUAACCACAAUUUAUUACAAAAUACGCAUUAUAACUUACCAAUCCACCAAGCUGCAUUAUUGUAACUUUAAUACUUUGCACUGUAUAGUCUGUAAACAGCAAUAUUUCUCAUGUUUUGUUAUAGCUCUUCUACUCCUAAUGUUUCUGAUAACUUCAUUUACUUAAAAUCUAAAGAAACUACUAUUUAUGAUUUUGUUUUGGAAUUUAGAUUAAUGGAAUUCUGGUUAGGAGUAUUAGUUUUUACAAAAAAAAAACCUCUAUCACAUUUCUCAGCAUGAUUGUUGUGUUGCAAGGCUGAGAUGCAAAAAAAUCCUUUCCUAGAGAAUGUUUAUUAGCUGAUAUAAAUGGUCACAGAUCAUUUAUAUCUGAACUAUAAUAUAAUGUGACAAGUUUAAAAAUGCCUUCUCACAGAUAAUAUUAUUUUGAACCAUUCAAGGAGUUACUAACAAGCUGAAUAUAAUUUUUGGUCAAUAUACUGUUGGGUGACAAACUGAUUAAUGCAACUAAUAAUUCUCUCUAAUUUAUGUUGUUCACAGGAAGAUGAUUUUUAAACAAAUUGUACAAUCUCUGUUGAAAAUAAUCUA
Molecule: messenger RNA, 7855 nt
Organism: Hypanus sabinus (Atlantic stingray)
Lineage: Eukaryota; Metazoa; Chordata; Chondrichthyes; Myliobatiformes; Dasyatidae
Product: echinoderm microtubule-associated protein-like 5
Exons: 43
Coding region: 238-6204 (1988 amino acids)
Molecular function (GO): microtubule binding
Source: RefSeq, a predicted model, not a curated record